Heterotrigona itama is the source of this 1879-nucleotide messenger RNA. The record is from the annotation of a GenBank genome assembly. NCBI's taxonomy places the organism in Eukaryota, Metazoa, Arthropoda, Insecta, Hymenoptera, Apidae.
UACUUGAAAAUGCUCCCAUGUAAAAUCUAGUGAAAGUUUAGUAAAUUUUUCUAAUGCUAGAAAAUUUACAAUUCUAGAAUUUGAUAAUCAAAAUUAUUUACAUUUAAGAAAUAUGAAUUUAAUAAGUAUCGUUCAACAAAAAGUGAAAUAUUCAGUUAUGAAAUAUGAAUACUUUUGAUAAGAAUAGUUAUAUUACGAAAUCUGUUCACAUGAAUAUAAACUUAACGUUUUGUUGAGAAUAGUACAUAUUAUCCUUUUUUCCUAAGAUCAUAUACUUUAGACAAUCAGUUUUCGGCGCGGAUUUAGGUUAUCUCUAUAGAAUUUAGAGGCUACUACAAUCAUAAAUUAGGAUUAUCGGAAUGGUCACCAGCAUGAUGUACAUUAUUUUAGGAUUUUAUAAUCUUUAGAAACAUGAGUAAUGAAAAUAAACGUAAACAAUUUUGUCGCGAUCAGAAUAGAAAUAGGUAAAAAAUGGAUCGCGAAGAAGAAUUUCUUAAUAUGUUUUUUACUCACGUUGCUCAAUUAUGUACUGACAAAGCUAAAGAGUUAGUUGAAAAGGAACGUGGAUCAUGUCGUCAAACACAAAUGGGCCCAUGGGGAAUGUUACUUAUGCAUUUACCACAAAUAGCAGUGGCAGAACAUUCUUAUGCAGAUCUAGGUUUUCUUCAUACUAAGAAUAAAGGAUUUUUGAGAAAAGAUAAUUCAUUAAGAACAGUAUAUGAAUCUUUGAAGUCUGAUCUUAAAAGGGUAGAGGAAAUGACCAGAGGAACUAAUUCAAUUGGUGCAACAGUUGCCGAGGUUUCUAAUCAACUGUGUCAAUAUAUUACUGCAAAAAUACAACUGAUAGAUUUUUAUGAAAAAAUGUACAAUAUGAGUAUUAAUAGUAAGACUAUGAAAUAUCAGGAGCUAUUACAAUGCAUUGAAGGAAUAGUAGAAAUUCAUUCUUUGUCUUGUUCGCAUCUUGCGUUAACUGCUAUUAAAACAAAGUGCGAAAUAUUAGUGCAAUUAACAAAGGCACAAGUUGAACUUCAACAUUGGAGAUUCUUGUCAACGUUAAUGGCUCUUUAUGGUGCACAAACACGAAUGUCAGCUUGGGAGAGAACUUUACAAAAUAAAGAGUCAUGGAAACUGGGUUUCAGUGCUUCAUUUUUAAAAGCAAAUCAACAACCAGCAUUGUAUCAAUGGUUAGUGAAACUACGUAGUAGCAUAUUGGCUAAAUGCUCUUUAUAUUUUCAUACUACUUUAAGUCAGCAGGCUAGUCCAGGAGAAAUGAGAAGUAUCAUGAGCAAACAAAAUGUGGAUUACUACCACAAAAUACAAAGCUUCCAACGGAAACACGAUGUCCUAGCAGUCUUAAUAAUAUUCGACUCUAGGGGUGUUGAAGAUGCAGGUUCAGGUUACAGACAUCCACGUAGAGAACCAAAUACUUCUGAACAAUUUCCUGUGGUUCUUUGCUGUCCUAGUGUAUUUAUACAAAAGCCAUCAAUUCACUUAGAUAAUAUACAGAAACGAAUUAAAGAACGACAUACGGAACUUUCUGCUAUGGAUAAAAUUAUAUAUUGUAAAAAUGUAAAAGAAAUAUGUAUAUAUGCCAUGUAUAAUACUGAUCCUAGAAUGACUUUAGUCAUUGUAUUUGAAAGUGGUAAACAAAAGGAUAAAGAAACUCAUAUAUCAUCGUUUAUGACAGACUUGUGCGUGCAAAUUAAAUGUAAUAAAAUAUACGAAUCGAAAUAAUGUAACGCUCCAAAGUUCUUUAGAAUGUGCAGGAAUUUCCUCUAAAAUAUCACCUGAAGCAAUAUCAAUGAUUAACAUUUUACCAUCUUUUAAACCUACAAUCAAAUGUCUAUCUCCUGGUACAAAUGUUACUGUCAAAGCAUAA